CCCUUUCCCCUGGCUGGCAGCGCGGAGGCCGCACGGUAAGCGGGGGCUCCGAGCUGGACCGGGCGCGAGGCGGCAGGGCCGGACGCCGAAGCCUCAGAGCGCGUGCCUGAGGGCCCCGAGGCGCCCGGCGCGGGCCCGUCCCGCCCCCUAGAGCCGCGGCCACGUGCGAGCGGCAGGCCCGGACAUGCCCGAUGCCUGGAGUUACUGUAAAAGACGUGAACCAGCAGGAGUUCGUCAGAGCUCUGGCAGCCUUCCUCAAAAAGUCCGGGAAGCUGAAAGUCCCCGAAUGGGUGGAUACCGUCAAGCUGGCCAAGCACAAAGAGCUUGCUCCCUACGAUGAGAACUGGUUCUACACGCGAGCUGCUUCCACAGCGCGGCACCUGUACCUCCGGGGUGGCGCUGGGGUUGGCUCCAUGACCAAGAUCUAUGGGGGACGUCAGAGAAACGGCGUCAUGCCCAGCCACUUCAGCCGAGGCUCCAAGAGUGUGGCCCGCCGGGUCCUCCAAGCCCUGGAGGGGCUGAAAAUGGUGGAAAAGGACCAAGAUGGCGGCCGCAAACUGACACCUCAGGGACAAAGAGAUCUGGACAGAAUCGCCGGACAGGUGGCAGCUGCCAACAAGAAGCAUUAGAACAAACCAUGCUGGGUUAAUAAAUUGCCUCAUUCGUAAUCCUGGUCUGGGUCUCUUUUUUGAGUCUCUUGCUCUGUCGCCCAGGCUGGAGUGCAGUGGCGCCAUCUCAGCUCACUGCAAUCUCCGCCUUCUGGGUUCAAAUGAUUCUCCUGCCUCAGCCUCCCAAAGUGCUGGGAUUACAAGUGUGAGCCACUGUGCCUGGUCUGGUUUGGGUCUCUUGAUUGUUCUUCAGGGGCAUGAGGAAGAGGCGCUUCCUCCCUUCCCUUGGGUGAGGGGGCCCAGGGUGAUUGGGUGGCUGUUUACCCGGCAGCCAGUCGGGCCUUCCCAGGUCAAACAGUUCCCAUCUGGGUUUGGAGGAAGGACCCAGGGGCCCUUGUGGCUCACUCCCCCACAUCCUGUCUUUGCAAUUGUCAGAAAGUGAGAAACGAAAGGAUGGCUGUGAGCUGUGACCUCAGCUGGGCCUGGGCUGCAGAGGUGGCUUCCGCUGGAGUAAAGCAAGAGGGCCCAGGGUUCAUGCUCUUCCCUGGAAGGUAGAAAAGGACAGACCACCAGGGAGCCUCCACCGCAAACUGACCUGUGCUGCCUACACACUAACUUUCCUGGGCCUGGGGCCUGCACAGGCUGAAUGGUCCUUGAGCCUUCACUCUGCAUCUGAGCGGUCUUGGGCCCGCUGAGUGGCAGUGGCAGGAAGUCGGUGGAAGCAGAUCCCUGUGCAGAAGUUGAAUUACCAGGGCGGCCACACACGGGCUGCACAACCUUUGCAGUCGUGCACGGCAAGUGGGAUGUGGCCUCCGCCCAUGAUUGGGCACCUGGUCAGGCUGGGAGAUCCAAAUAGCACCCAGUGGGCAGCUGUCCGACCCCUGGAGGGGCAAGCCAGGAAAGAAACUUAGGGCCCGCUGUGACCAGAUGUCCCUCCCAGUUGGGAAGACUAAACUGGUUUGGCCAAUAUCUCCCAGGAUUCCCCUGUCCAAAUUAUUCCUGGGAUCUGACCCAUUUCCUGGAAAGGGGCGAGCCUGGGUUUUGAAGUUCAAACUAGAGUUUAAAUCACAACUCUGCCCCUAAUCCCACGUAACCCUGUGCACCUUAUCCUCUGAGCCUUCGUCUCCUCGUGUGUAAGCCUGCUAACUCCUGAGAGACUGGACAAGAUGCCGUGGAGAGCCUUGGCUCUGAGUAGCUCUGCUGCUGGACAGUUCAGUUGGCAGUCCCCAAACGUAAGGCGUAAGAGUUUAAGAAGUAUCGGCCAGGCACAGUGGCUCACACCUGUAAUCUCAACACUUUGGGAGGCCGAGACGGGCUGAUCACCUGAGGUUGGGAGCUUGAGAACAGCCUGACCAACAUGGAGAAACCCUGUCUCUAAAAAUACCAAAAUUAGUUGGGCAUGGUGGCGCGCACCUGUAAUCCCAGCUACUCAGGAGGCUGAGGCAGAAGAAUCGCUCGAACCCCGGAGGCGGAGGUUGCAGUGGGUUGAGAUCGAGCAAUUGCAAUCCAGCCUGGGCAACAGAGCGAGACUCCAUUUCAAAAAAAGAAUCAAUAAAAAUGUUAAAAGCA
Molecule: messenger RNA, 2177 nt
Organism: Homo sapiens (human)
Lineage: Eukaryota; Metazoa; Chordata; Mammalia; Primates; Hominidae
Gene: RPS19
Product: ribosomal protein S19
Exons: 6
Coding region: 192-629 (145 amino acids)
Biological process (GO): translation
Cellular component (GO): cytoplasm; cytosolic ribosome; nucleolus
Molecular function (GO): structural constituent of ribosome
Source: RefSeq, marked reviewed